Molecule: messenger RNA, 1404 nt
Organism: Nannospalax galili (Upper Galilee mountains blind mole rat)
Lineage: Eukaryota; Metazoa; Chordata; Mammalia; Rodentia; Spalacidae
Gene: Agmo
Product: alkylglycerol monooxygenase
Exons: 11
Coding region: 225-1403 (392 amino acids)
Biological process (GO): lipid biosynthetic process
Cellular component (GO): endoplasmic reticulum
Molecular function (GO): oxidoreductase activity; iron ion binding
Source: RefSeq, a predicted model, not a curated record
GCUCCUUCUUGGGAGGACACCCAUUGACCUCUGAACUUGUGUUUUGCUGCCUUUGCACACGCACUCUGUGGUUGGCUGUGCUUUGGGAAGCUUUGUUCCUAGCAGUUCUCUGACAAAGGCUUACUCUGUGAGCACAGUUCCACUGCAGGACUUCUUUGUUUAGGCUCUGGCUUCAACUACGGAAUCACAAAUACUCUCCAGCUGGGAGUCGGACAGGGACAGAAAUGAAGAACCCAGGAGCCCAGCAAGAUGUUUCAGUUUCCCAGGGUGUUCGAAUGAUGUUUUACUUGAUGAAGCCUAGUGAGACCUCAUUCCAAACCGUCGAAGCAGUUCCUGAUUACGUUAGAAAGGCUACUCCAUUUUUCAUUUCCUUGAUACUGCUUGAACUAGUUGUCAGCUGGAUUCUCAAAGGGAAGCCAUCAGGUCGCCUUGACGAUAUUCUGACCUCCAUGUCAGCUGGUGUUGUAUCUCGGCUUCCAAGCCUGUUUUUCAGGAGCUUUGAAGUGACUAGUUACAUUUAUAUCUGGGAGAACUAUAGACUUUUGGAAUUGCCUUGGGAUUGUCCAUGGACUUGGUAUUUAACCUUCUUGGGAGUUGACUUUGGCUACUACUGGUUCCAUCGCAUGGCCCAUGAGGUUAAUAUUAUUUGGGCUGGACACCAAGUGCACCACAGUUCUGAAGACUAUAACUUAUCCACAGCACUGAGACAAUCCGUCUUGCAGUUAUAUACUUCCUGGAUUUUCUACUCUCCCCUGGCCCUAUUCAUACCACCAUCAGUGUUUGCUGUCCAUGUUCAAUUUAAUCUACUCUACCAAUUUUGGAUCCACACAGAGGUCAUCAAUAACCUUGGUCCUUUGGAACUGAUUUUGAAUACUCCUAGUCAUCACAGGGUUCAUCAUGGCAGAAAUCGUUACUGCAUAGACAAAAAUUAUGCUGGCACUCUUAUUAUUUGGGACAGAAUUUUUGGGACGUUUGAAGCAGAGAAUGAACGUGUUACAUAUGGUUUAACACAUCCAGUCAAUACGUUUGAACCAUUCAAGGUGCAGUUCCACCAUUUGCAUUACAUAUGGGCUACAUUCUGGGCCACACCUGGAUUCUUCCAUAAGUUUUCUGUCCUAUUUAAAGGACCAGGAUGGAGCCCAGGUAAACCAAGACUUGGCCUGAGUGAAGAAAUUCCAGAGGUUACAGGGCAAGAAAUUCCUUUCUCAUCAUCAGCAUCCCAGCUACUGAAGAUAUACACAGUUCUUCAGUUCGCUGUGAUGCUAGCAUUUUAUGAAGAGACCUUUGCAAACACUGAUACCCACUGCAGCUAUUGUGGAAACGCUCCGCUGUUUGAUGUUCCUAACCCUGUACAGGUUGGGGCACUUAAAGCCCCUGUUCCCUUCUUUAUCAUCUGUAUUUGAG